UGAGUUAUCUUAUGGAGUUGGGAACUUCUGGUGGGUGCUCUAGAAGAUGGUAGUGAUAGUACAGAGGCUAGCCCCUGGAGAAAAAAAGUGAUUAACAUGGACAAUGAAGGAAAUAUAAAGGUCACGAACUCGUCUUAGGAAAGGAGGAAAUAACUAAAUCAGAAAUUUAAAUUUUGUAUAAUUUCCUUUCACAUUAGCAUCAUGGAAAUUGAGUAGAUAAUUUUAAUUUUUCUUGGCUUUGAGUGCAGUAGUAAACACGGGACAAAGUGUUGAAAGGACAGCUCAUGUGCUAUGUAUUGUUAAAGUGCUUACCUGAGCAUGAAAGAAAAAAACAAGUUGCUCAAUAAAAUAAGAUAAAACUUACUAUAUUAUUUCGCAUAAUUAAUAGCCUAAGUACUUGAAUCGGAGUAAUAUUGAAGCAUGAUAAUCAAGAUCAGAUGUGUUGAUAAUUUUUGUCAAGAUUAGGUUUGUUUUUUUAAAUGAUAAGUGUUUUUGUCUUUUUAUAAGCAAAAUGAAUACAUGAAGUUCAUGACCUAAAACUGCCUUGUAAAGAGAUUUUCAGAAAGGGAGAAGGUGAAUAAGGUUAAAGAGGUAUGGAUACAUCAAAUCCUGCUGUCUUUGUCAAUGCCGAGCUCCUCCGCUCGUAUGUGGGAAGGAAGGUUCGAGCUGUGGUUCAGGUUAUGCGCUCUGAUGGUGGUACAGUGAUUGGGAGAUCUACAGACGAGCAGCAGAUAAUUGUGAAAGGCAAUCCCCCUGGUCCUCUUACGACAUUUGUUGAGGUCAUAGGUAUCGCUGACAGUAACCAAUCUAUCCGUGCUGAAAUAUGGUCCAACUUUGGGGACACUCUAGAUACACAUAGCUAUAACCGUGUUUGCUUGCUGGCAAAUGGUGAUUAUAAACACUUGUUCAUAUGAGGAGUCGAAAUCGACAUGAUGUAAUGGAUCCUAAGAAGUGAUCCAACUCUACUUUUAUACAUGAUGUCUGUGAAUACUUGUUUGGAAGUAUGUUGUUUAGUUUGGGAUGAUUUGUUACGUUCUGGUAUAUGUUUUUCAGAGUGAAGCUGCUGAAAUCCAGAACUUCUAUUACUUGCAUUACAUUUUGACUGUUGCUAGGCAGUGUAAGCUUUUUGCUGAUUUGCAACUUCAUAUAUUGAUAGUUGAGUGUUGACAAUCGAGUAUUCCUCCUGUUUGUUUCGGGGGGAGGGGGUGGCUCAGUAAAUGGCAAGUAUGUUUGCAAAAUUAUAUUGUUAUCUAGGGCUUGACUCUUAAGCGCACUGUUUGCAACUUGAAGAUUGUAGUGGAAAAGGAAUAGUUCAAAGGAAGUUGGAUUCUUUAUUAUGUUUGGAUAUUGUAUUCUGGUAAAAAAUCAUUUCCUA
Nicotiana attenuata is the source of this 1375-nucleotide messenger RNA. RefSeq names its product replication protein A 14 kDa subunit B-like. Gene Ontology annotation, biological process: DNA recombination; DNA repair; DNA replication. The coding region runs from base 594 to 914 and encodes 106 amino acids. NCBI's taxonomy places the organism in Eukaryota, Viridiplantae, Streptophyta, Magnoliopsida, Solanales, Solanaceae. Gene Ontology annotation, molecular function: DNA binding. The transcript is spliced from 3 exons. Gene Ontology annotation, cellular component: nucleus. The record is from RefSeq and is a predicted model, not a curated record.